Molecule: messenger RNA, 621 nt
Organism: Synchytrium microbalum
Lineage: Eukaryota; Fungi; Chytridiomycota; Chytridiomycetes; Synchytriales; Synchytriaceae
Exons: 3
Coding region: 1-621 (206 amino acids)
Biological process (GO): Ras protein signal transduction
Cellular component (GO): plasma membrane
Molecular function (GO): GTPase activity; GDP binding; GTP binding
Source: RefSeq, a predicted model, not a curated record
AUGUCGAAAUCAAAAAAGUCUUCGAUACCAACAUCAACAGUUCCGCUAUAUAAAGUCAUCAUGGUGGGAUCAGGCGGAGUCGGCAAGUCAUCUCUGACCCUUCAAUAUAUGUAUCAGGACUUUAUAGAGGAAUAUGACCCAACAAAGGCGGAUUCGUACAGGAAAAAGGUCUCGCUGGACGGAGAAGACUCCUUUAUAGACAUACUGGAUACUGCUGGCCAGGAAGAGUAUGCUGCUAUAAGGGACAACUAUUAUAGAACAGGGGAAGGCUUCUUGCUGGUCUAUUCGAUACUGGAACCAGAGACGUUUGCAAACACAAAGGCAUUUAGAGAUCAGAUCGUUCGAGUACUCGACGAUGACAAGAUACCCUUCAUCUUGGCUGGAAAUAAGGCUGAUUUGGCAGAUAUACGACGCGUCACGACUGAACAAGGAGAAGAGCAAGCUCGACAAUGGGGCGCAGUGUACAUGGAAACAUCAGCCAAAACCAGGCAUAACGUCGAAGAAGCCUAUGAAGCCUUGAUGCGCAUGAUUCGCGUCCGAAAAGAAUCUACUCCGAAUGGAAGUAGACCCUCGUCAAGCCAAAAGAAAGAUACCAGUAAUAAAAAAUGUGUAAUUUGUUGA